Molecule: messenger RNA, 4797 nt
Organism: Truncatella angustata
Lineage: Eukaryota; Fungi; Ascomycota; Sordariomycetes; Amphisphaeriales; Sporocadaceae
Product: BcNRPS1, nonribosomal peptide synthetase
Exons: 3
Coding region: 70-4797 (1575 amino acids)
Biological process (GO): secondary metabolite biosynthetic process; amino acid activation for nonribosomal peptide biosynthetic process
Cellular component (GO): cytoplasm
Molecular function (GO): catalytic activity; phosphopantetheine binding
Source: RefSeq, a predicted model, not a curated record
GUUCGGUCUCAUUCGCGGAACGAAAGGCGAAAUUGUACCUCUGUCGGUUGAAAUAAGUCCUACGAAAUAAUGGGCUUGACUGUGAAUUUUGUGCUGGGUUUUUUGCUAUUCUCUUGGCCACACUUUCCCUUGGUCGUGUCUCCAUCAGCCUUUUUCGCAAUGUCAAACAUUUCGUUAUGCUCAUUUGAUGAAACCUCUCCGAGAAAUGCGUUCAUGCGUGAAAUCGCAUUUGGAUUGAAAAUACCGGCAUAUCACAUUGAUUGCAAUGCUAGUUUCAUUCAAAAUGGCGGCGAUUCGAUUUCAGCCAUCGAAGUUGUGGCUUCAUGUCGCUCGCGCGGCAUAAACAUCACCGUCUCUAUGAUCAUGAGCUCCGGCUCCAUUAGAGAUCUUAUACAUGUUCUGGACUACAACUGCAAAACAUUGAAUUCUCACCCACAAAAGAUUGUCGACCCUAACCGCUACAUGAAAGGCAACCCGGCUAUGCAUCUGGCCACUCAGAGCAAUUUGUUCGAUAAUGCCAUAUCCCCUCCAAAAUCGCAACAUUCCCAAGCCACUGAUACGCAACUAUCACUUAUCUAUGGUAGUAAUGCCAUCGACGGCCGUAAUAUCAUACGGUAUUGUGAGGCUUACGACACAAAACAUAUUCCGCAAGUAGAACAUGCCUGGAGCGUCAUAUUAUCCGCAGAGCCAAUCUUCCGGACACGGUUCGAGGUCAUCGAGGAGAAAUAUUGUCUGGUUGAAGGAGAAAUAGCUCCUUUUACUUGGGAAGAAGAGACCGUCUUUGACCGUGAGACGUACGUAACGGCUCCGGGGCAGCUUGAAUGCGGCACUAAUUUUAUCGGGGUCAAGUUCAAAGUUAUCCAUCUGGAACAGGCUGAAGAACCCCGGGAGAGUACGGUCAUUUGGAUCAUUUAUCAUGCAUUGGUGGAUGGCUACUCCAGCAUGUUGCUUCUGAACAAACACAGGAAGCUCCUUGGUGGAGGCAAAAUAGAACCUGGUCCUUCCUACACACAAUUCGUGGGCCAGAUUGCUAAGCUUCAAGAUACAUGGCAACCCGGCGGCCAAGACUUUUGGAUUGCAGAGGAAAUGAAACUGGACCAAGCGAGAAGUCAAUUACAAGUGGCAUCGCCCGGAACGCCAUCAAACCCACACUAUGCAUGUCAAACCUGGAAAUUAGAGGUGUCACAAGACGACUUAUCAAGCUUAGCGAAACGGAGUGGGUUUACUGUGGCAUCAAUAUUCUAUGCUGCAUGGGCACUGACACUAAGAAGAUAUGUGGAUUCGGACCAUGUGUCAUUCGGGCUUAUCCUGUCAGGCCGCAGCCUACCAUUGCCAAACGCAAUGAGCGUGAUAGGCCCAUUAAUCAACACCGUUCCUUUUCAAGUCUCUUUGGACUCUUCCCAGACGCAUUGGUUGAAGCUUGAUGAGCUCCAAUGGACCCUCCCGAGAGACAGAAUCGACAAAGCAUUUGCAACGACGCUUAAUAUCCAGUUUGAGACCCCCUUGCUGGAGGAAAAUCCUUUAGGGUUGGUUGGGUACCCAAAUUUGUUAUGUGAUGGCCAUGUUCGGAUACUAUAUCACGAGCACGAGUUCUCCUCAAAAGACAUAGAGCGACUAGGAACCAUGUUCGCCAAAGCUACUAGAGUCCUCACCGAGCAGCACUUGACCGUCGGGCAAUGUUGUAAUGAGUUAGUCGCAGAAGAUAUCAGUCAACUCUGGCAGAAUGGAAAUUGCUCUUCAACAUACACAUCACCAGGAUUCUGGCAUGAGAGUCUGGUAGAUCUAUUCGAUCAGACAGCUAGAACCCAUCCUAGCGUCACGGCUAUCGAGAAGGGUUCUAACAAAUUAACUUUCCUAGAACUAAGUGACAGGGUGGAAUUGGUAGCUCGGUUCUUGACUCGCUAUGUCGAACCUGGAGGGAUCGUCUGCAUUCACGCCGACCAUAGCAUCAAUUGGGUAAUCGCUAUAUAUGGCAUCUUGAAGGCUGGAGGUGUUUACUGUUCUCUUGACGCUGCGCUGCCUAGCCACUUGAGGGCUCAGAACUUUUACCAAUCUGGUAGUGGUAUCUUCCUGUGUGGUGGCACGACAGAGAAAGCCUACAAACCUGACUCAUGUGGUCUUUGCUUCUCGAUAGACGACAUUUUGCUUCCUGAGAAUAACAUGAGUCCCAGUAAUACAGAAAAGCUCCUCCCAAAAACCAACCCAGACGACGGAGCAUAUUUGUGUUUCACUUCAGGAUCCACGGGGGUACCGAAAGGUAUUCUGUGUUCACAUCAAAAUCUUGUUGCAUUUCAAAAAGACUUCGAUGUACGUUUGAGAUCGAGACCUGGCUGGCGUGUCGGUCAAAUAAUGUCCCCAGCAUUCGACGGCAGCAUCCAUGAGAUUUUCUCCGCCUUGAGUUACGGGUCAACACUAGUGCUUCGAAGUUCUAGCGAUCCAUUUGCCCAUCUCGCAACUGUCGAUGCUACCAUUCUUACCCCCUCAAUAGCCAGAAUACUAGAACCUGGAAACUUUCCAUGUCUUAAGGUCCUUUAUUUGGUUGGAGAAGCGGUUCCACAGGCAGUCUGCGACAAAUGGGCUGCUAGUGUCACGACAUAUAACAUGUACGGACCGACGGAGGCCACAUGCGGAGCGACUAUUAAGCGCCUAGAAUGCGGGAAACCAGUGACGUUAGGGAACCCAAACCCAUCUACACGGAUCUAUGUCCUCAAUAGUUUGCAAGAGCUUGUACCUCCUGGUGUUAUAGGAGAGAUAUAUCUUGCUGGUGUGCAAGUGUCACUUGGUUACCUAAACAACGCCGAAGAAAAUGCUAAGCGCUUUCUGGAAGAUCUUGUGCACAGAGACUCCCGGGAAAGAAAGUAUAGGACGGGGGACCGAGGCUAUUGGGACGAAAACGGAGAGAUGCGCUUUUGUGGGAGAAAUGAUAGGCAGGUUAAAUUGCGGGGAUUUCGCAUCGAUCUGGACGAUAUCGAGGUGCGGAUUCGCGAUUGUAUCCCAGGAUGCACUGAUGUUGCCGUCAUUCAUAAUCAAGGCGACCUCCUGGUACUGCUGCAGCCGAAAAGUUUGGAGCUUACAAAUACCAGAAGGCUAUUAUCACUUUCUCUACCAGGCUAUGCAGUGCCUCGACAUAUAGCUGCUGUCCAGGAGUUCCCACGAACCAAUGCUGGAAAACUAGACUACAAAGCCAUCAAGGAGUUCAUGAUUCCAGAGUCUAAUCUGAUCCCCCAUAACUACAAUGUCCGACUUUUGGAAAUAGCCACCCAGGUCUGGAAAGAAGUGCUCGGGCACGAAAGCAUGGAAUUUCAUAUGAACUCCAAUUUCUUUGAGCUAGGUGGACAUUCCCUCCUCCAAAUUGAGGUAGCGAACAAGCUCUCUCGUCUGUUAGAAUAUAGCAUCCCUCUCAUCUCUAUCAUACAAUCCCCGACGCUUGGUGAGUUGGUUGAGAGAUUGGAACAUGUAUCCACCCCGGUUAGGGAUACCUCCCAACGAUACUAUAAGAUCCCCUCUGUCAGCCCCAUCGAGGAGAGCUGGUACAGGAAGUAUCACUUCAACGGUGGAUCUUCGUCCUUCAACGUGGCCAUUUACUUCGACCUCGGCCCAGACGUCGACACUGAUAAGCUUACAAGCGCAUGGAACUAUGUCCUUGGACGUCAUAACAUUUCACGAUGUCGUUAUCAACUUCGAUCAGAUGGGACUUUGGAGAAGGUUUUUUUGAGUGAUUCACCCAAAGUACUAAGAGCUGAUGAGGUCGACGUACGAAUAGAGGUGAAUCGACCAUUCGAGCUGGCCCGUGGCCAUUUAAUUCGUAUUACAUUAACUCCUCACGCUCUUCUCAUCGUCGCCAGCCACAUAAUAUGCGACUACACUUCAUUGAACACUUUGCUUCGGAAAGUUGGUUCUAGGUAUUUUAAUCCAGAGCAUGAUGACCUGACAUCUCCCAUCGGCUAUAUAAAUUCGCUGACACAGGCUCAUCCUACAGAUGUGGAUUUCUGGCGAGAGUACCUGUGUGACUUACCAAAGCCAGACUAUAUUAUCGGAGACUGGAGGCCGAGGCUUUCGUACAGUGGUACAUCGCGCACAUGUCAGAUCCCGGCAGACCUUUUUCUUGGGCUACACCAAUUCGUUUCUUCUAGAAGAAUGACACCACAUCAGAUAUGCUUAGCAGCCGUUUCACUGGCCUUGCAACAUCACUCUGACACAAUUGAUCUGACUCUAGGGGCACCGCACCUAGGCAGGGACGGAACCGAAGCGCAAACCGCUAUAGGAUUAUUUCUACAGCCUCUUGUCAUCCGGAUUCGAUAUCCGCCUCCUGUAUCAGCUGAGGCCGACACCGAUUUUCUCCGUGUAGUCCAGAAAUCGAGUCAGAAUGCACUGGCUCACGCCAUUCCAUGGGAUUCCCUGUUGAGGGCUCUGAGUAUGCGAGAAGAGUUACCGGAUACAGACCUCUUCGACGUAAUGGUGUCCUAUCACGGGGGUUUUGGAGGGAUUUCGAUGCCAGGCAUGGAUGCAAAACCACGCUACACUUGGACAGAGGGUGCGAAAUUCAAGCUCAUGGUUGAGUUUAUUGUGGCCAAUGAGGAGGCUCUCCUGAUGCGGCUAGAGUAUAGCGACGAGUGCUUUAAUGACAAGGAUAUGAGCCUUGUGGAGCGGUUGAUAGUGGGGGCGUUGGAAAUGGUUGUGCAGGGCUCAUCAUUUGAGGCUAUCAAAAGGUCGCUUUCAAGUAUCAGCAUCGUAGAUGAAGAUGAGGUUGCUUUUGAGCCGGAAGAUUUCUAUGGUGUAAGAUUAGACAAGUUUUGA